Molecule: messenger RNA, 1095 nt
Organism: Bipolaris sorokiniana ND90Pr
Lineage: Eukaryota; Fungi; Ascomycota; Dothideomycetes; Pleosporales; Pleosporaceae
Exons: 1
Source: RefSeq, a predicted model, not a curated record
AUCGAUGGAACUACAGCCGCAGCCAUCGUUACGGGUAUUCUUGCAAUAACAGGUGCAAUCGCAACUGCUUGGAUGUCGGGAUGGAAUGAAGAACGAACCCAAGCCCGUGCGAACAAAAAGGCACUUUCUCGAUACUCGGUCCCCCUUAUAAUCGCAGCCUGGGACCUAGCUAACUGGUUCUACGAUAUUCUUGAAGAGGAUAACUACACCCCAGAGCGAUGCGCGGCAUAUGGAAACGGCUGGACCGACAAAUUCACAUCAUAUCUGCUUGGCCAAUACUUUGCCGGCGUUCACAUUGUCCGCGAGAUGACGCACUUCUUCGCGCAUAUAAAUGGUGAGGAAGCCGAGAUGCUGAAGAAGCUUCUCUGGAAAAUUCAAGAUGAGUUCAUUUCCAUGCACUACGAUGGAAGGGAAAACUUAGAGAUGCGUUGGUUCGAGGGCGACAUACUGGCUGCACAAGAACAUUUGACUGAAGCUGUUCUCCAUGAUAGCACCGAGUUUCCUCGAGAACUACGUACAAUUGGUUAUGUCGAGUUCCAGAAGAAGUAUGCGCCAGCCUCUGACCCAGGAAAUGCGAAUUCUCCUGAGUUGUACAAGCUAUUCGAAUGGUAUGAGGUCCAGUUUCAACGAAUUAUCUACCGCCGAUUCAAGAGCCUAUAUACCAACAAAUGGCCAACGAAAACCAAUCCUCAAGGUUAUGAGACUUUGAAAGAGACCCUCGACACCUACGACGGGAGAAAACUAGAGAAAGACGUUCUGAAAGAAUGCCCCGAUAACCAGAAGAAGAGAAGGCGUCUAGAGGAAGAAGAAGAAAAAAUUCGAAGCGAGCGAAAACUAUACCCAAACAUCAGCGUCAUAGUACCCGAUCAUCGAGUGCGGCGUCUUCAGCACCUGCUGAGUGAUCUCGUAGAGGUGCUGGACGCUUUCACUGCCAUGAAGCUUCACCGUCCAGUGCGGAAGUGCAAGAUGUUGGUGGAGCACAAAGUCUCUUCAAGCAACAACCCGCUUGACCUUGUGACUGAGGAUCGCAUACCUUGCGACUGCAAUUCUCGCGAGUGCAAUCCAAAACAAGAGAAUUUCCCACACCGACAACUU